This is a messenger RNA of Astrephomene gubernaculifera, 5295 nucleotides long. The record is from the annotation of a GenBank genome assembly. NCBI's taxonomy places the organism in Eukaryota, Viridiplantae, Chlorophyta, Chlorophyceae, Chlamydomonadales, Astrephomenaceae.
UGCUGGAUGCCUCUGUUUCCGUUAUACUGACUACUCGACUUUUAGUAGAAUGACCUUACCGUUUUUAGCACCACUUUCACUUGGAUGCUCAACUCAUACCCCUUGAACUGGCGAAGUACCCCGGCAGCGAAUAAGGGAAUAGAAUGAAAGGCUUUAUGUCUCAACUUGCCAGCGGGGCGGUGGGCAAAAAUUUGCAAGAGGGCCUCGGCACGCUCGCAAACAAGGCGCAAGGUAUCGCGCAAGGAUUGGCGCACGGUGCUGCAAAGCCAAACAGCUCCGGGGCCUCGAGCGGUAAUCCUGCACAAGCUGCACAUCCACGUAGUUUAGCACCGAAGGAAUCUACUCAAGUGGACUCCCAACUAAAACUCCAGGAGCCAUGUGGGGCAGGCGAGGAGGCGAACAUGCUGCGACAACAGAUUGUGCAGCUGCAGGUCAAGAACGGCAUGCUGCAGUCGGAGCUGGAGGAGGCACGCAGCCACGCGGAGGAGGCUGCCCGGCUGCGUGGCGAGGUGAGCUCGCUGGAGACCAAGCUGCUGUAUGCGCUCAAGGGGGCCAAGGCCAUGGAACCGCUGCUGCCCACGGUCACGAAGGCGCAGCUGGAGCGGAUCGACCAGCUGACGCAGAUGCUGGCGGAGCGGGACGGUCAGGCGGCGGGCCUGCGCGCGGACAACACCCGGCUGAGGUGCAAGGUGGAGGACCUCAUGACCAGCAUGGCCUCCGCAGCUCGCCAGGCGCAGCGGACCCAGGAGGACCUCUGGGCGCAGCUGGCGGCGGCGCAGCAGGAGGCGCAGCGGCUGCGAGGAGGUGCCGGCGGCGGUGGUGGCAGCGGCAGCGCCGCGAGUGAUGGCAGCGGCGGCGAUGUUGGGGCGCUUCGCGCAGAGCUGCAGCAUGCACGUGACGUCAUUACCGAGCUUGAGGCAGAGACGGAGGAGCUGAGGGCAGCAGCAGCGGCGGCGGCUAGCGCCCCGGGGCCCCGCAGCCCCGGGGCUGCCUCCGCCAGCGCUGAGGCUCUGGAGUGGCGCGUAGCGGAACUGGAGGAGCAGCUGGAGGAGGCGAACGAGAAGCUGAAGGCGGCGGAGAGGAAGGUGCUGAGGUCGCCGUCGCGGGGCGGCGCAGCACCGCCGUCGCCAGCGGCGGCAGCGGCAGCUCCCGCCGCAGUUUCCGCAGUUGCGGAGUUGGAGGCCAAGGUGGAGCAGCUCAUGGAGGCUUUGGAAUCCGAGAGGCAGAAGACGGCGCAGGCCGCCGCUGCAGCAGCCGCUUCGACGGAGGCGGCGCGCGAGAGCGAGACCGCCGUACAGGAUUUGCAGAAGCGCGUGGCGAUGCUGGGCGUGGAGGGCCGCACGCUGGCGGCGGCACGUGACGCUGCGGAGAAACGCGCCCAAGCGCUUGAAACACAGCUUUGCGCGCUUCGGACUGAGCAUGAAAAGGCAUCGGCGGAGGCUACCGCAGCGGCGUCGGCGGCGGCAGAAGCGUCUCUUGCGGCGUUGCAGUCCCAGCUUGACGCCAUGUCCGUUCGUGCUGCCGAGCAAGAGAAGGCACUGGCCGAUGCAAAGGCGACAGCAGCAGCAGCGGCAGAGGCGUCUCUCACAGCACUACAAUCCCAGCUCGACGCCGUGACCGCUCGCGCCGCCGAGCAAGAGAAAGCACUGGCGGAAUCUAAAGCAGCGGCAGCAUCACCGUCAGACGCCUCCGUCGCAACGUUGCAAACACAGCUCGACACCAUGUCCGCGCGCGCUGCCGUACUCGAGCAAGAGCUGACGGCAGCGGUGCAGAGGGCGGCGGAGCUGCAGCAGCAGCUCCAAGACGCCUCCUUCAGGGCAGCGGCGGCGGAGGACCGUGCCGAGCAAGGGGCCGCACGGGAGGCGGCGGCGCGGGCUGAGGCGGCGGAGGCGAAGAGCCGUACGGAGGCGACGGCGGCGCAGCUGGCGGAGGCGCAGAAGGCGGCGGCGUCAGCGGAGCAGCGGGCGCGGGAGCUGGCGGCGGACCUGGUGGUGACGCAGCGGAAGCUGGAGACAGCAACGGAGCGCAUUGUGCUGUACACCGAGCGCGAGCACGAGGCCGAGCAGAUCGUUGCCAACUACGGGGCCGCGGAGGCUCGCUACGAGGAGGCGCAGGAGGAGAUGGAGCGGCUGCGGGAGGCAUUGGUGCUUGCGCAGGAGGAGGCGCAGGUGCUGGCGCAGGAAACGGAGCGAAGCCAGGAGCAGGCGCAGCUGGCGCACGAUGCGAUGGCGAAGCUCCGGACGCGUCUCGACCGAAUGAAUGAGCGGCGAGCUGAGAUGGAUGCUCAGAUACACGAGCUACAGGACAAGUUGGCAACAGCACAAGCGGAACUUGAGGCCGCGCGGCGCCAGACAGGAGGAAGACCGGAGGCUGCAUCAGAGCCACCGAAACUAGCACUUGCUGCAGAAGCGGUUAAGAAAGCUGCAACGUCCCCGGGCGAUGUGAAGGACGCAGCUGCAGGAUCAGACGCAGUUGUUGGGGAGGCCUCGCAGGCUGUUCAGGGUGUGGAUCCUGCAGGUGAGCCUGAGGCCGGAACCGCAGGGGAGGAGAGCCGGAGGGACGAGACUGCAUGCGCCUCGACCGACACAGAGGGCUUGCCUGGGGCUGAGGUUGCUGCAGCAUCCACAGACACGGCGGGGCUUCCGAGGCCGGACAACCCGGCCGUGUCAACGGACACGGAAGGCCUACCGAGGCCUGAGAUUUCCACUGUCUCAACUGACACAGAAGGCUUGCCAAAGCCGGAGAAUCCUGCGGUUUCUCCAGAUACGGAGGGCUUGCCGAGGCCCGAAAACCCAGCUGCCUCGACCGAUACACAGGACCUCCAGCCCUCACCUACGGUUGUUGAAGAGGACCCGCUAGUGCCCUCCCAGCCGCACGUGGCAGCGCCGAUGCCGCCAACAGCCUGUGCAGUACCCUCCUUCCCGUCAUCAUCGGAUGCAACGGCCGCAGCAGCAGCAGCGAUCGAAACGGAGGCGGCGGUUUCGGAGCUUGAGCUCCAGCAUCAGCAACAGCUGGUUUCGGAGCUCAUGUCCCAACUGGCCAGCCUGCAGGUGUCUUUGGAGCUCAUGUCACGACAGCUGCAGGAGCGGGAUGCGGAGGUGGCGCAGCUGCGGGCCGCAGCCGAGGCGACGGCGGCUGUGGUGAGCACAGCAACGGGUGGCGCGUCGGCCAAGGUGGCUGCCGCUGGCAUUAGGGGAAUGGUAACGGCGGCGGAUGAGCGUGCAGGCGAGGCAGCAACGGAAGCGGCAGUAAUGGGAACGGCGGGCGCAGAAAAGGAUGAGCGUGAGGCCGAUGCUGCUGGGCCAGCUGCGGAGGAGGGCGACGGUUGGGAUGAAGCCGAUGAGGAGUGGGACUCCUGGGGCUCAGACAGCAAGCCAGCCGCAGCACCAGCCGCGGUAGCCCAACCGCAACCCCUGCAGCCACUCUCGCCGCCGCCGUCCACUUCCGCCACCUCCCAACCUCCGGAAGAGACUUCCACAGCCAUGCCUCGUGACGCCUCCGCCGCUGUUGCUGCCGUACCGGCGGCGGCGCCGUCUCCUUCAGGUGACGACAACGGCGGCUCCCUGGCGGCCGCUGAGGCCAGGCUGGCGGCAUACGAGUCGGAGCUGUCGCUGCUGCAGGGCACCAUCCGGCAGCUGCUGGGCUGCUGGAGCGGUGCGACGGCGGCAGCGGCGACCACAUCCUCCGCCAGCGGCAGCGGCAAUGACGCCGGCGGCAGCGAUGGUCGCGUUGAGAUGGGCAUUCAUGGGCAGAAGAGCAGUGGUACUGGUUGCGAGACGGUCAGCUCCGCGGUUGCUGCCGUGCCGGCAGCCGGCGGGAGGCUCCAAGGGGAGGAGGAGGCGGUGCUGGGAGGUACUGUGGUUGCGUUGCUGGAGCAGCUGCAGGUGCGGUUCCGGGAGGCAGCGGCGGUACGGCAGGAGCUGGCGGAGGCGGAGGCGGAGUUGCAGCGGUUGCGGAGCAGCUGUCGGGGCAGCGGUGGAGGUGGCGUCGGCGGCAGUGAAGGCGAUGCGGAGCAGCGGAUGGAGGAGAUGGCGCAUGAGAUGACACGGCUGAUGGAGGAUUUGUCUUCCGCGGAGCACCGGGCGCAGGCGGCGGAGGCUGCUGCCGCCGCCGCUGCUUCUUGGCGGCAGCAACUGGAGGCUCAGCUCCAGCGCUCUGACGAGGCAGCUGCAGCGGCGGAGGCGGCGACGCGACAAAUGGGCGAGGAGCUGCAAGUCGCCGUCGCAGCGGCGGCGGAGGCGGCUGAGCGAACGGCGGAAUCGAGCAAGGAGCUGGAGAAGUGCCGUACGGAACUGGCGGCGGCGAGGACGGCGGCGGCGAGGACGGCGGCGGCGGAGGCGGCUGAGCAGUCGGCGAAGGUCAGCAGGGAGCUCGAGGAGUGCCGUAUCGAGCUGGCGGAGGCGAGGAGGGAAGCAGGGGCGGCGCUGAUGGAGGUAAAGGAAGCGCUUGCAGCUGCGGAGGAAAAGGCAGCUGGAGCAGCUGCCGCUGCAACGGAAGCGGAAGCGCGUGUGAAGGAGCUUGAGACGCAACUGGCCGCCGCUGUUACUUCGCCGUCGCCGUCGGCGGCGGCUACCUCCAAUGCAGCAGACGCAGCAGCUUCAGCCGGCGCCAGCGCCCCGGGUUCACCCUCCCAGCAAUCAGCCGCCUCCCCCAGUUCCAUCGCACCCGAACACAUGGGCCUCAUGCGGCAGAUUGCCGCCGCCGCUCAGACCUUCUCGCCGGUGUUUAACGCGGUCAAGGCCUCCCACGGCUGCGUAGAGGACUUAUCGAACAAGGUUUCGGAGCUCGAGAUCCUCGCGGCAACCUUGGAUGGCGCCGUCAGCAGGGCCGCCGCCGCCGCCGCUGCCUCGUCCUCAACGACGGCGGCGGGGGGACCCUCUGCUGCCGCCACCGGCACCGCCGAAGCGACCGCUGCCGUGGAUGCGGCCUCCUACCAGCAACAGCUACAGCAGCUGCAGGCGAGUGUUGCCAAAGCCGCGGACAAGCACGCUCGGCAGUUUGCGGCGCUGGAGCAGGAGCACUCGCAAGCGCUCGCGGCGGCACAAGCGCAGCAAGCGACGGCGGUUGCGGCGGCGGAAGCGCGUGUCCGUGAGCUGGAGUCUCAGCUGGCGGCGGCGCGGACCGACGCGGCGGCGGCAGCGGAGCGAGUAGCGGCAGCGCAGGCGGCGGAGGCGGAGGCCCGGCGUCUAGCGCAGGACAUUGAACGGGGCUGGGGCGAGCGAGUGGAGAGGCUUCAGAAGAUCAACAAGAAGCGUGCUGCCGAGGUGGACGAGUUGCGUGCGGAGGCUGCGGGGC